AUGGCUGAAGAAGGAGUAGACAUGACGGAGGAAACCGAGUUCAUGAUCGACAGACAUGUGCAGGGGAGAGACGCGGGCAACGUGGCGGGUUCCUGCAGCGACGCCAAGGAGAUGCGAGCGGUGGUCCUGGCGGGGUUCGGGGGUCUCAACAAACUCAGGGUGAGCAGGAAGCCGAUGCCCGAGCCUCAGGAGGGCGAAGUGAAGAUCCGCGUCAAAGCAUGUGGCUUGAAUUUCCUGGAUCUGGUCGUUCGUCAGGGGACAAUAGAUAAUCCCCCCAAACCUCCUCUGGUCCCUGGGUUCGAAUGCUGUGGAAUCGUGGAGUUGGUGGGUGAAAACACAAAGGGAUAUGAGAUCGGCGACAGGGUCAUGGCCUUGGUGAACUACAACGCCUGGGCGGAGGUGGUGUGCACACCGGUGGACUUUGUCUACAAGAUGCCAGACGACAUGAGUUUUGCUGAGGCGGCAGCGUUUGCAUUGAACUUCGUGGCCGCCUACAUGAUGCUCUUUGAGGUCGCCAACCUGCGGGAGGGGAUGUCAGUGCUGGUGCACUCAGCAGGAGGUGGUGUAGGUCAAGCUGUGGCUCAGCUGUGCUCCACCAUUCCCAACGUCACCGUGUUCGGGAUCGCAUCGUGUUCCAAACACGCGGCCAUCCGAGACUCCGUGACUCACCUGUUCGACAGAAACGCUGAUUACGUGCAGGAGGUCAAAAAAAUUUCUCCGGAGGGAGUGGACAUCUUGUUGGACUGCCUAUGUGGAGAGAACACAGGGAAAGGCCUGAGUCUGCUGAAGCCACUGGGAACAUACAUCCUCUAUGGCGCGUCAAACAUGGUCACCGGGGAAACAAAGAGUUUCUUCAGCUUUGCAAAAUCGUGGUGGCAGGUGGAGAAGGUGAACCCAAUUAAACUGUACGAGGAGAACAAAGUCAUAGCUGGAUUCUCGCUCCUCAACCUCCUCUUCAAACAAGGCAGAUGUAGCCUCGUCAGAGCAGUGAUGGAGAAACUCCUGCGUCUCUACGAGCAGAAGAAGAUCAAGCCAGUCGUGGACUCCCUGUGGGCACUGGAGGAGGUAAAAGAAGCCAUGCAGAGAAUUCACGACAGAGGAAACAUUGGGAAACUCAUCCUGGAUGUGGAGAAGUCGCCCACUCCUCUGAUGGCUAGCGACAGCACAGAGACCAGUGAAGCAGGAGAGGAAGAAGAGGAGCCGGAGGGGGAUAACGACAGCAAGGAGCGCAUGCCCUUCAUCCAUUAG
Molecule: messenger RNA, 1248 nt
Organism: Limanda limanda (common dab)
Lineage: Eukaryota; Metazoa; Chordata; Actinopteri; Pleuronectiformes; Pleuronectidae
Gene: vat1l
Product: vesicle amine transport 1-like
Exons: 9
Coding region: 1-1248 (415 amino acids)
Molecular function (GO): zinc ion binding; oxidoreductase activity
Source: RefSeq, a predicted model, not a curated record